Corticium candelabrum is the source of this 2123-nucleotide messenger RNA. RefSeq names its product gamma-tubulin complex component 4-like. Gene Ontology annotation, biological process: microtubule nucleation; meiotic cell cycle; cytoplasmic microtubule organization. The coding region runs from base 14 to 1849 and encodes 611 amino acids. Gene Ontology annotation, cellular component: spindle pole; centrosome; gamma-tubulin complex. The transcript has 16 exons. NCBI's taxonomy places the organism in Eukaryota, Metazoa, Porifera, Homoscleromorpha, Homosclerophorida, Plakinidae. The record is from RefSeq and is a predicted model, not a curated record. Gene Ontology annotation, molecular function: microtubule minus-end binding; gamma-tubulin binding.
UACAGUACUUGCAAUGCUACACGAAGUACUUCUUGCUCUUUCAGGCUUUACUGGCGAUGUUUUCGUGGAGGACGAGACGGGAUUUCACGUUUCUUUAGAGUUUCCCUUUCAGCACAACAGUGAGAAAGAUGUUCUUAACAAGUUGGCCCGACUUGGUUUUCUAUACAAAAAGCUGAACGAUUUCAUAGAAUUUCAUGAUCAUCAGACCCCAAUAGCAAAGUCAAACACAGGUUUAUAUUUGAAAGCUUUGUCGUCUGGACUCGAUACCAUUCUUCAGCCAUACAGAGAGACUCUUCUACAAGCAGAGCAAGCAGUACUAAAGGACUCAGACCUCCCAGUUUCAUACUUACAACAUCUGGUAGAACCAUUUCAUAUACUUUUAUUGACAUUGGAUACUGUCAUACAAGAGAUAGUUGAAUUGAAGGUGCGUGGUUGCCGCGUAUUGCACGUGUUGUAUCAGCAUUCUGUUUAUGGAAAUCCAGUUGUGCAAGAGGCGAUGCAAAGAAUACUUCAGACUUGUCAUGGAGUAAUGUACAAACAAUUGUUAGCUUGGUUUCUUCAUGGCACUCUAAUGGACACCCACCACGAGUUCUUUAUUCGGAAAGUUAUCAGUGAAGAGAGAUCAGACAGUGCAGGAGGCGAAGAUACAGAGCAGACUUCUGGUAGUUCUAAUGUUCAUGAGUUUGUUGUUGCUUAUGAUCUUUUGCCUUCAUAUUUACCUCAACGUGUAGCAGAGAAGGUACUGUUUGUUGGUGAGGCAGUGCAGCUAUUUAGCACCAGGAAAACUACUGGUGUUCAACAACGUGUUCUAUCACAGGCAGAGGAAUCAGUCAUUCUCUCUCACUUGGCAGCACUUCAGAGGCAGCAAGUGUUUAACCUGAUAGAGUUUGAGUCCAUGGUUGAUGAAGUCAAAUCGACUGUUACUCAGCAUUUGUGGCAGUUGCUUGUGGAAGAGUCUGAUCUGCUUGGUCAACUACAUGUUUUGAAAGACUACUUUCUAUUGGGUCGUGGAGAGUUGUUUCUGGUGUUUAUCGACUUGGCCGAUAAUCUCUUGAAAGAGCCUGUAGCCGACAACACAGAACAUGAUGUAAACCAGCUGUUUAAGCAAGCAUUUCACAAGGUUACCUCAGAUGACGACGAUGUUUUUCAACAUUUCUACCUCUCAAUUGACCAACAGCAAGUGGCAGGCGUUUCCUCAAAUAGUUGGGAUAGGUUAAGCCUAACCUAUCGUGUUGACUGGCCACUACACAUUGUAUUUACGCCACCAGUAUUACAAAAGUUCAACAUGCUCUUUAAGUUUUUCCUAAUAGUCAAAAGGGCUCAACUGGCACUUCAACAUGCUUGGGCUCAACAGAUGGUGAAUAAAGGUUCUAACGACUUUAUGCAGUCUCGGCUAGGAGCUCUUUGGCGGUUGCGAUAUCAAAUGGCAUUUCUAGUGAACAACUUGCAGUAUUACUUGCAAGUUGAUGUAUUGGAGUCACAGUAUUCCAUCCUCACUGCCAAAAUGAAAAGCAGCAAAGACUUUGAAGAGAAUUGUCUUGCUAUGGAUACAUUUUUAUCCUCCGUCUUGGCACAAUCAUUUCUUCUUGUCAGACCAGUUGCUCAUUGUUUGGAAGAAAUUCUCACCAUGUGUUUGCGGCUUUCAUCGUUGAUUUUGUACGGAGUUCAAGCAACUGAUAGAGAUCUUGCUCAAGCUGAGAGAAUGACUACAGCAUUUAAUAGACAUGCAAGUCUACUUUUCAAAAUUUUGUCAAGUGUUCAAAGUCAUCAGAGUUCUGCUCAUUUGGCACAGCUCUUACUGAGAAUCGAUUACAACCAUUAUUUCUCAGACAAGAUGGCUAUAAUCUAGAUGAUAUUUCACAUGUAGAUCGUGACGUCAGAUUGUGCUGUUGUUACUUUAUCAGCCAGGUGUGGAGUAAACUGAUGAUUGUUUAUGGUGUAGAGACUAUUUUAUGACGUGCUCUAUAUAGAUUCUGCAUGUAUGGUGUGCUAGUUGUGGACAUUAAUUUUGUAGAUCUAAUCGGCAAUAUGUAAAUAUGCUUAUUGGCUAUGUCGAUAAAUACGUUCACAACAAAUCGGUCAUUUGCGUAUAUCACGUAGCAAUACACUUGCUGUCACGGGCA